AUGACGGAUACAAACCCAUCAAUGGGCGCCAUCGUCCACUGCGAUGCUCUCGUAGUCGGAGCCGGAUUCAGCGGCAUAUCCAUGCUAUACCGUCUCCGCAAGGCAGGUUUCAAUGCCAAGGUGUUUGAGUCUGGAGGCGACUUUGGCGGGGUCUGGUACUGGAACCGUUACCCCGGAGCCCGCGUGGACUCCGAGUGGCCCUACUAUCAAUUGAAUAUCCCUGAAGUCUGGCGCGACUGGGAGUUCAGCGAGAAGUUCCCCGGUCACAAGGAGAUCCGGGCGUACUGCGCGCAUAUCGACAAGGUACUCAACCUCCGCAAGGACGUGCAAUUCAAUGCGCACGUGGUCGAUGCUCGAUGGAAUCCGAGCGACGAGAAGUGGACGGUCAAGACCGAACAGGGCCACAUUGCACAGAGCAAGUACUUGAUUCUGUGCACAGGCUUGCUGCACCGGAGACAUAUCCCGGACUUCCCUGGCUUGACGGACUACAAGGGGGUCCUGCACCACACCGGCUUCUGGCCAGAAGACAUGAGCGUGAAGGGAAAGAAAGUGGGCCUUAUUGGAGCCGGCGCCACCGCUGUGCAAGUCGUGCAAGAAUUGGCCAAGGAAGCCGACCAGCUCACCGUCUUCAUGCGACGGCCGAGUCUGUGCUUGCCCAUGGGCCAACGCCCGCUCAGCCCCGCAGAGCAAAAGGGCUGGAAAUCCUAUUUCCAGGCUCUGUUCCGCGAAGGCCGUAAGUCGAGGGCUGGGUUUCCCGGCUCAACCGAGCCAUGCGGUGUGCUUGAUGUAUCUGACGAGGAACGCGAGCGGCACUUUGAAGAGAUUUGGGAGAGAGGCGGCUUCAACUUCCUCAUGACGAACUACAACGACGUCGUGCUGAGCAAAGAAGCUAACCAGAAAGUGUAUGACUUCUGGGCGAAGAAGAUGAGGCAGAGGAUCAAGGACCCGAGGAAGCAAGAGCUGAUGGUCCCGGUCAAGGCACCUUAUCACUUCGGCACCAAGAGAAGCCCUCUGGAGCAGGACUACUACGAGAUGCUCGAUCGCCCGAAUGUCGACAUCAUCAACAUGAAUGAGAACCCUCUCAAAACGUUCAAUGCCACCGGCGUGCUGAUGGAGGACGGUACGCAGCAUGAUUUCGACGUCAUGGUUCUUGCGACGGGAUUCGACUCCUUUUCUGGAUCGUUGACACAGAUGGGAUUGAAAAACAAGGACGGCGUCGAUAUCAAAGAUGUCUGGAAAGACGGCAUUCGCACCUACCUGGGGAUGACCAUCAACGGCUUCCCCAACCUGUUUAUGGUUUACACACCUCACGCUCCGACCGCGUUGUCCAACGGGCCCACCAUCAUCGAAGCACAGAGCGACUUCAUCCUGUCGGCAAUCGAGAAGCUGGAGAAGGAAGGCGCUGGGACGAUCGAGCCAAACCGCGACGCCGAGGACUCGUGGGACAGCAUGAUCGACGCCAUGAACCAGCACACGCUCUUCCCACUCACCAACAGCUGGUGGAACGGGGCCAACAUUCCCGGCAAGAAGGUCCAGAUCCUGACCCACCCGGGCGGCAUCCAGAUGUACGAGGAACAGUGCCGCGACACCCUUCCCGACUGGAAGGGCUUCACGGUCGUGCACCACCACAAGGAUGAGAGGGAGGAGAAGAGCAACGGCGUUGUGGCGAGUGAGAAGGUCGUGCCGACGGAGAAGACGGUCGAGAUUGCGGUACCGGUCUAA
Messenger RNA from Fonsecaea erecta, 1722 nucleotides. RefSeq lists its product as hypothetical. Gene Ontology annotation, molecular function: N,N-dimethylaniline monooxygenase activity; flavin adenine dinucleotide binding; NADP binding. NCBI's taxonomy places the organism in Eukaryota, Fungi, Ascomycota, Eurotiomycetes, Chaetothyriales, Herpotrichiellaceae. The record is from RefSeq and is a predicted model, not a curated record. Bases 1 to 1722 code for a protein of 573 amino acids. The transcript has 3 exons.